AUGUCCGUCCUCGACGCUCUCAAAGGCGUCCUCAAGAUCGCCCUCAUCCACGACGGGCUCGCCCGGGGCCUGCGCGAGGCCAGCAAAGCGCUCGAUCGUCGGCAGGCACAUAUGUGCGUGCUGAAUGAGGCGUGCGAGGAGGAGGCGUACAAGAAGUUGGUGGUGGCGUUGUGCGGGGAGCACAAGAUUCCGUUGAUUAAGGUGCCGGAUGGGAAGCAGUUGGGCGAGUGGGCUGGGUUGUGCCAGAUCGACCGUGAAGGCAACGCCCGCAAGGUCGUCAACUGCUCCUGCGUCGUCGUCAAGGACUGGGGUGAGGAGUCGCAGGAGCGCUCCGUCCUCCUCAACUACUUCCAGACCGAGCAAUAG
This is a messenger RNA of Baudoinia panamericana UAMH 10762, 366 nucleotides long. RefSeq lists its product as uncharacterized. The transcript is spliced from 2 exons. Gene Ontology annotation, biological process: translation. The record is from RefSeq and is a predicted model, not a curated record. Lineage: Eukaryota; Fungi; Ascomycota; Dothideomycetes; Mycosphaerellales; Teratosphaeriaceae. Gene Ontology annotation, molecular function: structural constituent of ribosome. Gene Ontology annotation, cellular component: ribosome; cytosolic small ribosomal subunit. The coding region runs from base 1 to 366 and encodes 121 amino acids.